This is a messenger RNA of Pelodiscus sinensis (Chinese soft-shelled turtle), 1376 nucleotides long. It is a transcript of the gene CCDC198, whose product is annotated as coiled-coil domain containing 198. Lineage: Eukaryota; Metazoa; Chordata; Testudines; Trionychidae. The record is from RefSeq and is a predicted model, not a curated record.
GAAGUGGCCAGCCCAGGUCAAUGUUUAACGGGGCUUACCAAAUCGGGAUUCAGGAAGGAAGGGUUUGGGGAGGCAUAGCCAUGGAAACUGGCCUACCGGACACCCAAUCAGCUCUGCAUGUGUGUGGUCAGGCAGACCGUGAACGUUGCCGUGGAGGGAACCUGGGAGCUUUACACACAGGCAUUGCCUUCAAAGGGAGCCCAAGGCACAGCUCUGUGCAGCGGCCACGUCCAGGAACUCCUUCACCUAGUCUUUUUAUGCGUUGAAUGCCAUAACUCAGCAAAAUGGGUCUGAGCUACUCCAGGGCUCAUCAUAAGGUGACAAAAGUGGCCCCCGUGCAAACCAAAGAGGAUGGGCUUCCUUCUCCUUGCACUGCAGCGGUGUGUGAAUUUCGGAGCACCCUGGGAGACAGCUGUGCAUGUUCAUUCGCAGGCCUGGAGGAGAGAAAUCCAGUGUUUCCAAGGCAGCUUCCACCCCUAAGAGAAACUCGGUAUGGCAGAUGCUCCACAGUGCCCAGACCCAUUUCUUUUGACAUCAUGAUGGAAAAGGGAGAAACAAGUAUUAUUAAACGGCAUCCUCCUCGAAGACUCCAAAAACUUGAACCCGCUGACCUGCCGCAAGUAAUCACAUCUGAAAUGCUCCUCAGCCAGCAGGAUGGGGCAGCGGUGCGAAAAGCAAAGGAGCUGGAGAAGCAAGUGCAGACAGCCAAACACUCCUCUGGAAGACGCCAGCACUUGCACAAACUGCAGAUGUUAGAAAUGAACCGCAGGCGAGACGAGAUGAAUCAUUUACAAAAGCAGGAGGAACAGGAGAGAAGUCUCCACAGGGAGGCAAAAAUCAACAAACAAAAAACGGGGGAGCUCAAGGCUAAGAAAGUCCUGGGAAAUCUUCAGCAAAACAAUUGCUCUGAAGGUGAAGACCUUGUCCCCAUCGAGCAUGAUCAAACUUUUAAUAGAGAUCAUGGAAAUACUUGGGAUGGAGAAUUCAUAGUGCGACAUGAGGAUGCUGAAUCCUAUCCAAAUAAGAGCAGUAAAGUGGAAAUGUGGUUUGUAAAGCCUCAGGAUCCUAGAGAUCUAUUUUGGGACAGCUCUAGCACUGACUCAGAGGAAUGGAAAAGAGAAGAGAGAAAGCUCAGUCGUAGACCUGCACUAGUGAGAACCAGGACGGAGAGAAUCCCUCUGUUUGAUGAGUUCUUUGAUUAGGAAUUUUAACUACAAACAGGAUGGGACUGGAGCUACGCACAGAAAAAAAACUCCUCAGUCUCUGAUUAUGCUUUAACAGUCUGGUUGGAUAAACUGAAGUUGUUAAGAAUGACUUUUCUUGUGAAGUAAACAGAGUUUGUGCAGGUAUGAAGAAAUACAAAGCAAUACUGCCAA